GCACACUCCCAACAACGGAUAUCAACAACACCCCCACCGCAACCAACUCAACGCUUCUUGAGCAGCUCGCCUUGCUUCUCUUGCCUGACGCGGUUUGCGUUGCUUUGAGGGCGUCAUGACGUCCUUGCGGCGUGCAAGCGAAGAGGACCGUGACCACGAAGGCCACGAUGAAACAGAUAUGCACAACGUAUUUGAGAUUGUGGACUUCUCCACCGCCACGGACUGGGAGAAGGUGACAGCCGAGUUUGAGCGCGCCUUUCGUGCGUGGAAGCUGCACACUCUCGACUCAAAGGCCGUCAAGCCGCACAAUGUGCGUGCGACGGAGCCGAUUGAGGCCAAGCUGGCCGGGCGCAAGUACCGCGUGUCGUUCAAGACAACAGCACGAGCAGCACCGCGCCCCGUCUCCAGCGAGAUGCUGCGUCGACUCGAUGCCUCCUUCCACGGAGAGGCGCCUGGUGUGAUGCGGUGGGCGCUGGCCACAAACUUUGACUUUGAUCCAGAUGCUCAUGUCAUCCAAGCAAGGCUUGGCAUCCCGGAGUUUGUCGUGUUGGAGCCGGCAGAAACAACAUACGGAGACAAGAUUUCGGUGUCUGAAUCGAAGAUGCUGCUGAGUGCCCUGGUGACGGCAGCAGCAAAUGUUGGCAUGGACAUUCCCGUCUUCACACAAGUGUUUGAGGCGCGGUCGAAGCAGUUUUUCGGGCACUGCGCAGGUCUUGGGUGGAGCAUCACAUAUGAUGGCGUACAGCUGCCUGUGGUGCCGAAGGCGAACGCACACAUCCAAGGCCUACUCACCCUCUUCCACUCCAAGCUGACCCACCUCACCUCGCACGUCAAGGCAUACGUCAGCGUCAAGUUCACAUACAGCGUCCGCAACUGGAUGCUCGACUGGGCGAGGUCGUCACCCGGCAGCAUCGAGGGCAAACCAGCGGAGCAGCGCUACCACGCCCCCGUCCGCCUUCCCGUCGGCGCUCUCGGCGAAUCCCUCGACUGCCUGUAUUUGGCGUGUGCGUGGCCGCACUUUCGCGAAGACGUGCUGCUGGACGACAGCCUCCACUCUGAGCUGACCCCAACAACCGCGCCCUCGUGGUGGCUCUCUGUGGAGCGACGCAAGAAGCGCCCGCGAUGCAAGCUCGAACGCAUGUUGCGCAACUUCAUGGAGCUCUGUCACACCACCGCAACCUUCAAAGAACUCCUUGGAUCAAGCGCAUACGUCGACGAGGAUGAGGACACGCCUGAUCUGGGGCGCAACGCACUUCGCGCGCUGACAAAACCGCAGCCGGGCAGCGGUAUCGCAGACGACGUCGUCAAGGCUGGGCGAACGCUCGGUGCACGGUUCGGUACAGUCGUCGGGCAGACGGUGCGACACGUGAGGACAGCGCGCACCUCCGACAGCGGUGAUGGGUCGGCGCUGGAGAGUAAAGAGAUUGAUGACAUUCUGGGGCACAUGUUCAUCCACCAGGAUGACUGGAGCGAGAAGCACGCAGCCGCGUGGCUGAUGGACCGGUGCAAGACGGCACCGAAGCAAGGCCUGUUGCACCGUCUCGCCACGUACAUGGCCUGUGUUGACACGUACAGCGGCGGCCUGGAGUCUGUCGCCACCCUGUGGAGCGAGUUUGUCAUGGAAAUCAGGUGGCACUGGGAGAACCUCAAGCCGCUGCCGCGAAUGCCAAAUCGCGCGGCGCCGGACAUGACGUCCUGUCUUCUGCAGCAGAAACUGGAGCUCAUCAACACCUGCAUCAAGCGCAAGAAAGACAGACAAGCGUCGCGCUCCAGCGAAACCACUGACCAAGGCGCGAGCAAACGCGAAGGGGGUGGUGGCAGAGACGACCACCACAACCACAACCACGACGACGACGACGACGACGACGAUGAUGAUGAUGAUGGUGAUGAUGACGAGUUUUUCGUGUGUCCGGAGGACGAGGAAGGUGUGAAGAAGCGACUGCAAGACCUCAAGCGUCGCGCAGCAGAAAACCCAGAGCAAUUCGCUGCGCGAGAGGAAACGAUGGCGAAACCGCUCGGUGUCAAGGAGGUGCACCCAACGUUGGUGCUGCUUGACAGCGACGCGCCGCUGAACAUUCCGCGGACACAGGAGCCUGGACCGCUCACAGAGGAUAUGGUGACACGACAGCUGGCGCAGAUGGCGGAGAUGGGCGAUUCUGAACAAGCAGCAGCGCUGCGUGCACAGAUGCAGAGCACGUCGCUUCGAUCGGAUAUGGAGGCGUUCAAGGCGGCCAAUCCAGGGUGCAAGCUCGGCGAUUUCAUCCGGUGGCAUUCUCCCAAGGACUGGGUCAAGGACGAGGAAACUGGGGAGACCGGACUGAGCGAGCGCAUGCGCGAUCCAAAGAACCUGUGGCACGCGCUGUGGCGUGAUGCGCUCCCCGUGCCCGUGAGCCAGCAACGCCUGCUGUUUGACGUGACAGCAGAGGCAGAGGGCGCGCUGACGUAUCUGGAGAACAUCACCAUGCAGGACCUUGCCCGCCAGUUGUUUCCCAGCCUGCUUGAAGAAGUAUACGCACGACUGCAAGAUGAGGUGAAGGAAGAGGCGAGCCCAGCAUCGCUGGCAGUGCUGCACGCAAGCUUGAAGCAUCUGUCAUCGCGCCUGGGCCACAACUUGGACGAGGACAUUGAUCGCUACGAGGACAUUAUCGCGCGGUUUGCAGAGGUGGAGCACGAGUUGUCUGUGUUCUCCUCUCUCGUUCGCCAGCUCGGUCCCAACCAGAUCCCACUAUGCGAGCAGCUCCUGAACGACGGCCGCUGCCUCGUCCUGGAGGAGUCCCACCGCGAUGCUGUGCUGAGGGUGUUUGCAUCCUUCGCCAACGAGAACGACUUGCCUCGGCCAGAGCGCCGCGAAUUCAUCUUCCGGGCCAUCGCAGACCAAGGUGCAUAUCGGAUGUACGCAUCCCUCCAGGACCACUCUUUUGAUAUUGCGGGUGCCUUCACCGCACCGCAGCUGGUGUGAUGCGCUCAAUCCAGUGUGAGCGUUGGGCUUGAUAACUGUGCUGGCAAUGUUCGGUCUUGGUGUUCGUCUGGUAAGACGUGAUAGAAACAGUGCCGUCCUCCACAAUCAAGUAAAGAAAUGAGCAACCGC
Molecule: messenger RNA, 3088 nt
Organism: Salpingoeca rosetta
Lineage: Eukaryota; Choanoflagellata; Craspedida; Salpingoecidae
Exons: 24
Coding region: 116-2959 (947 amino acids)
Biological process (GO): positive regulation of GTPase activity
Molecular function (GO): GTPase activator activity
Source: RefSeq, a predicted model, not a curated record